Manduca sexta (tobacco hornworm) is the source of this 2831-nucleotide messenger RNA. RefSeq names its product hexokinase-2. Gene Ontology annotation, molecular function: glucokinase activity; D-glucose binding; ATP binding. The coding region runs from base 286 to 1761 and encodes 491 amino acids. The transcript is spliced from 10 exons. NCBI's taxonomy places the organism in Eukaryota, Metazoa, Arthropoda, Insecta, Lepidoptera, Sphingidae. Gene Ontology annotation, cellular component: cytosol; mitochondrion. The record is from RefSeq and is a predicted model, not a curated record. Gene Ontology annotation, biological process: intracellular glucose homeostasis; glycolytic process; glucose 6-phosphate metabolic process.
CGGGAAAUAGGCCACCAUGAUGGUGCGGCGCGCUCGAUGCCGACGGCUCUCAGUUCCAGUCGCGUAGCACCACCAGCCGCUGCUCCUCGGCCAGCCGUAGUGCAGUGAGUGCGUGUCGCGCGAGCGAGGUGUUCGCAGUGUGUCCCCGACCGUCAGCGCAGCACCACGCCGUUCUUCCGAUAUAUAUAUUUUUUAUUUUAUUAUCUAACCGGCCUUGGCGCUAUUUCGACUCUAGUGUUUUCGCGUCUCCUUUCGGACGGACCCACGUUAGAGCUCGUCGGUGCAAUGUCAGCGGCAGUCGCGGCGGCGGCGGCGGAGACCCGCCCGCCACCACCAGCGCUGAACGGGGCGCUCAAUGGACACGCGCUGCUCAACGGAGACCGACGAUGGGAGGAUCACUUCCUGCCCACCCCGCUGCGGCUCGACGACAAGAUACGCGCGCAAAAGAUCGAAGCGCGAAUAAGCAAGAUGGUGUUGUGCGGCGCGACGUUGCGGCGUGUGGCGGACGUGUUCGAGCACGAGAUCGAGGCAGGCCUGCAGGAGCGCCCCUCCAGUCUGCAGAUGGAGAACACCUACGUGCCAGAGUUGCCCGACGGCACAGAGGAGGGUUCGUUCCUGGCACUGGACCUGGGCGGCACCAACUUCCGCGUGCUGUUCCUUGAGUUGCGUUCGGGCCAACUCGUGCAGGAGAAGGUCAAGCAGUAUCACAUCAGUGACGCGCUGCGGCUCGGACCUGGCGAUGACCUGUUCAACUUUCUCGCCGAUUGUGUGCAGGACUUCAUCUGCGCCGAGGGCAUGGAGAACGAUACCUUCUCAUUGGGAUUCACAUUUUCAUUCCCGAUGAAGCAGCAUUCCAUCUCGUCUGGCGAGCUGAUCACGUGGACGAAGAGUUUCAAAUGUGGCGGGUUAGAGGGCGUGGACGUGGCGGCACUGCUUCAGCAAUGCCUGCGCGCGCGCAACCUGGAUGUGACGGUGCGCGUGUUGCUGAACGACACCACUGGCACGCUGGUGGCGGGCGCGCACGCCGACCCCGCCGUCGGCAUCGGCGUCAUCCUCGGCACCGGCUCUAACGGCUGCUACAUGGAGCGCGCCGAGCGCGUGCAGCACUGGGAGCGCCCGCACCAGACCGUGCACGACGUCUGCGUCGACGUCGAGUGGGGCGCCUUCGGGGACAAUGGGUGCCUCAACUUCCUUCGCACUGAGUUCGACGACGAGGUAGACGCGCGCUCUCUGCUCGUCGCUUCUUUCACAUUCGAGAAGUACAUUGGUGGCAAGUACCUGGGCGAGAUCCUGACGUCGGUGCUGUCGGCGCUGGCGCGCGAUAAGCUGUUUCCAGCAGCGCCCCGACCCAGCUUCCUGCAGACCGCGCAUGUCAGCCUCUUUGAAGAGGAGAACUGUGCAGGCGAGGUGUCGCGCACGCUGGCGGCGCUGCAUGACGCGUGCGGCGCUGACGUCACACUGUCGUCCGCCGACGCGCUCGUCGCGCAACACGUCGCGCACGUCAUCUCCAACCGCGCUGCUCAGCUCGUCUCUGUCUGUAUCUCAACAUUGCUGCGGCGCAUGGAUCGGCCUUACGUAGGCGUAGCGGUGGACGGCUCCGUGUACAAGCACCACCCGCGCAUCGCGCACCUCAUGGACAAGUACAUCACGCUGCUCGCACCCGACCACCCGUUCUCGCUGCGAGGCGCGGAGGAUGGCAGCGGUAAGGGCUCGGCGUUGACGGCCGCCAUCGCGGCGCGCAUCGCUGUGCGAGAGUCUUAGCGCAGCCCACAUCGUCAUUCCUCCACUGGAGAGCAUGGGACAGUUCCACAGCGCGCGCGCAGUGUGUAAUGUGUCGCGAAUGCAGCCGCUGUGCUCCAGUGACUAGUGCAAUAUAGUUGUAGGGUUGUAGUGCUCGUCUCCAAUGUUGAUACUCGAUAAGUUUAUACAAUGUUUUAGUGUAAGUCUAGUGUGGUGCGGGGCGCCACAGCAGCGGGCCGCCAUUCUCAGUUAUGAUCCAACAUCUACGUGAAUGUGCGAUGGAAGUGGCCGCCUCCAGCAUUUGUUACUAAAUAUUCAUUAAUAUUAUAGCGGAAUGGUCAGGAGAUGGAUGUAGGUAAUAAUGUGUACCGAUUCAGGGUUACGUUAAAUAUUUAUAAAGCGAUACUGAUAUAUUUAUAGCCAGCGGUUUUUUAGCUAAGAAAUCGGUGAAGUUCGACUGUGCCUCAUUCCAUUGGUGCACGUUAUAAUUGGCGACCACGUUCGUGCUGCGUGAAGGGCCUCGCAGCCUCCUCCAGUGAGAUACAUCAUUAUAUUGUUUGUAUUUUGUACAUAAUAUACAACCUAUACAAUAUAUUUAGACAAUCAUGAGGCACUUGGUGCAGAUCUAAUACAGGAAAAUUAGAUAUUUUAUAAAAAAAAAAAAAAUUAAACAAGUGCAGUACGGCCGAUUUAUAUUGGGUGUUUUGCAAGACAAAAAACGUCGUAAGCGACGUCCCGGUGUUCCUAGUAGAUGUCGGGUAGUGCUUUACUUCAGGCCGCUCAAUGUAGAUCGCUCGUUCUGUACGUGCGUUUGGUGCAAAAAUAGAGACAUUUAUUAGCGUUAAACGCUCGUUUUAAGUAGUUAGCGAUUAUAUGUAUGUGUGAACGUGUGUGUGCGUGAGCGUGUCUGUGUGUGUGUGCGCGGUCGCCCGCGUGGUAUGUCGGGCGGCGCGGCGUCAGUACAUAUCGUGCCAUACUCAUGUGUGUUGUUCGAAAGGGCCGGUACGCCGGCGCAGGCAGCUGGUCAGUAGUCACACGCUCUAGACUGUAUCUUUUUCGUAAAUAUUUUAAUAAAUUAUGUUUACAAUCGG